CUGACACUCCGCUGAUAUAAGCAAGCGCGCCCCCGCUUUUCCCGAAGCUGAGAAUUAUCACGUCUCAAUCACAUCUCUUCCUCAAUGCUUGCCUCCUUCAGAACAACAGGCUCGUUGGCCCGACGGGCAGCAUCUGCCGGUCAAAGGCGUUUCCUUUCGAUUCAUGAAUACCAGUCGGUGAAUCUACUAAACUCGUAUGGCAUACCAACACCAAAGAGCAUCGUUGCAAAGUCUCCUGAAGAGGCCUACAGCGUCGCUCAGAAUUUUGGCACAGACAAACUCGUGAUUAAGGCACAAGUGCUUGCCGGUGGCCGGGGAAAAGGAAAAUUCGACAAUGGCUUCCAGGGUGGUGUGCAUACCGUCGACAAUCCACAGCAAGCACAGGAAUAUGCUGGCAAGAUGAUUGGUUCAAAACUCAUCACGAAACAAACUGGUGCUGGUGGUAGAAUCUGCAAUGCUGUUAUGCUUGCUGAGCGUCGUGAUCCUUCCCACGAAUACUAUGUUGCUGUACUAAACGACCGUGUUACCCAAGGUGUUGUUCUUGUCGCGUCCAAUCAGGGAGGCAUGAACAUCGAGGAAGUUGCUGCGACUAACCCUGGUGCUAUCAUUACGACUCCCAUCGACUUCGAGAAGGGUUUGAGCAAGUCGACGGCCCUUGAACUUGCCAAAACUCUUGGGAUCAAAGAAGGUGGUCAAGAGGAAGCGGCAAACAUUUUCAUCAACCUGUACAAGAUAUUCAAGGACAAGGAUGCCACUCAAAUCGAAAUCAACCCCAUGUCAGAGACUGUCGAUGGCCAUGUACUUUGCAUGGAUGCCAAAUUCGGCUUCGAUGACAAUGCCGAGUUCCGCCAUGAGGAUAUCUUCGCGCUUCGCGAUAUCUCGCAGGAGGAGCCAUCAGAGGUUGAAGCUCAGAAGGCCGGUUUGAACUUCAUUAAGCUCGAUGGUAGCAUUGGUUGUUUAGUCAACGGUGCUGGAUUGGCCAUGGCCACGAUGGACGUUCUGGCCCUACAUGGCGGCAAUCCCGCCAACUUCUUGGAUGUCGGGGGAGGUGCCACCCCCGAGACGGUCAAAAAAGCCUUCGAGAUUCUUCUCUCUGACCCUAAGGUCAAGAGUAUCUUCAUCAACAUCUUCGGUGGUAUCAUGCGCUGCGAUUACAUUGCCGAGGGCGUCAUCAAAGCAACCAAAGAGCUCGGUCCUUACUAUUCCAUUAGUCGUCAGAUUGAAGGGAACGAUGGAAACGGAAGCGAAGGAGCGUCUGGUCUGAAAAUAGUUGCAUUGGACAGCCUUGAUGAAGCUGCUGAGACUGCUGUGCAGCUGGCAGUUUAGAAGUAGAAGUCACUUAGAUUACUCACUUGCUUAUAAGUUAUUGUGAUGAGCUGCGGACCUCAUACCCGUGGAUU
Molecule: messenger RNA, 1400 nt
Organism: Suillus subalutaceus
Lineage: Eukaryota; Fungi; Basidiomycota; Agaricomycetes; Boletales; Suillaceae
Product: succinyl-CoA synthetase beta chain SSC-beta
Exons: 9
Coding region: 85-1326 (413 amino acids)
Biological process (GO): succinyl-CoA metabolic process; tricarboxylic acid cycle
Cellular component (GO): succinate-CoA ligase complex; mitochondrion
Molecular function (GO): succinate-CoA ligase (ADP-forming) activity; metal ion binding; ATP binding
Source: RefSeq, a predicted model, not a curated record